This is a messenger RNA of Malassezia restricta, 1683 nucleotides long. RefSeq names its product pumilio-family RNA binding repeat protein. The coding region runs from base 1 to 1683 and encodes 560 amino acids. The transcript has 4 exons. The record is from RefSeq and is a predicted model, not a curated record. Gene Ontology annotation, molecular function: mRNA 3'-UTR binding. NCBI's taxonomy places the organism in Eukaryota, Fungi, Basidiomycota, Malasseziomycetes, Malasseziales, Malasseziaceae. Gene Ontology annotation, cellular component: cytoplasm. Gene Ontology annotation, biological process: nuclear-transcribed mRNA catabolic process, deadenylation-dependent decay.
AUGGCUUGCUUAUCCUUCUGCACUCGCGCCGAUCUUAUUACCAUGUCUGAAACCAGCUCUAUGUGUACCAGUAUGCAAUCCAUGGAUGACCUCAUUCCUUGUGCAUCAACACCUCAGCCACAGACACGCACAGAAGUGGCCUUGUUCGAACAACUACAGCAAGUGGAAGAACACCUGUGUGGCAUAGAGCAACGCAUGCAAGAACGUCUACGUAUCUUGGAGCUUCGGGUCAUGCAGAUGGAAAGACAGUCAUGGAAGCGCUCCUUCGGCACCGCAAGUCAUACCUUGCCCAUUACGCCUAGCAGUGAUCCAUCUCUGAGUUCUCGAUCGUCGUCCACUGGUCCCUUGAGUACACCAAAGACACAAAGAGGAUUCGAUGACGGAACAUUCCGCUCUUCUUCCCCCGAUGCAUUCAAUCCCUACUGGAUCUCCCCCAUUAUGGAGGAAGAUUCUUAUGUACCAGGCCUACAUGCAUUUCCACAAGCGCUAUUUUAUUCACGUCCUGAUCCAUUUUAUGCGUGCAAAAAGUUCGGCAGCAAAUUUGAAACAAGCUACAUUCGGAAACUGGAUCUUGACAUGGAUGUCCAUUGCUCUACAGCUGAUGCACAGUGUCCAUCACACCAAUAUCACGAAACUCCCACAUCUCCAGAAGCGAGCCUCGAAUCUCCACAUCAUGAUCUACGUGACAUUUUAGUGCACCACAGUCAAGAUGCUAGCGUAAGGCUCCAACUUCAACUCAAACGUGGUUCUACUGAGCGCCGUGAAAUCAUUUUAGACGCUAUGAAGCCGCUCAUGGUACCUCUGGCCACUGAUCAAUACGGUCAAUAUCUUGUUCAACGCGCGCUCAGCAUACAAAAAGAAAUGACACAGUAUCUUUGUGGUGCAAUCGUACCACUGACUUUAUCACCAUGCGGCGUGCAUGUCAUCAUGCGAGUAUUGGAUGGCCCUGAAAUAUGGCAAAGUGCUGUGACCAAAGAACUUUUAAGAGAUUCUCUCAAAACUACCCUCACAACACAGCACUCUAUGUGCGUCUGGCAGAAAAUUUUUAAUGUUCGAUGGUCUAACCCGGAAAUGCGUUCUGAAAUUCGUGAGCGAAUUCACGAUACGUUACGAGGUCAGUGGGCCGAUAUAGCAAACACAGAGACGGGGAGUGUUCUGUUCCAACAUCUUUUGGCAAACAUGAUGUUAAGUGAAACAGACGAUGCCAUUGAGGAAGUCUUCCAGCGAUUUCAUGAGUGCAUAUGUCAUCCAUGGGGGGUUUGGGUCAUUCAACACCUCAUUGAAUACGGAAGUCCUGCGAUUCGCGAAUGCAUCGCACAGCGAUUAAUAAGUUCAGCUGCCACUGUAUCAUUGUCAUCGUAUGGAUCAAAAGCGGUGCAAUGUGCCCAGCGACACUGUGGCGAGGUCUUCCAAAAUAAAUAUGCCGAUGUCUUGUGUCGAGUUACGGCAUCACAUCACGAAACGGUGAGGCCAAAAGGACCAAGCCGACCUCUGAUAAUCGAAGUCGCAGCUGCACAACAUGGCCUUCCCAUUUUGACCCAACUUUUGACGUCGACGACUCCGGCACGUCGCACACUUAUUAUCGAUCUUGUCCGAAUGAAUGCUGUCUUUUUAAAAAGUAACCGCUCAGGCGCUAGGGCCUUCCAAUUGUGUGAGCGCGCACGCGCCUACGCCGGCUAUUAG